Mizuhopecten yessoensis (Yesso scallop) is the source of this 4628-nucleotide messenger RNA. RefSeq lists its product as uncharacterized. The record is from RefSeq and is a predicted model, not a curated record. The transcript has 6 exons. The coding region runs from base 49 to 936 and encodes 295 amino acids. Lineage: Eukaryota; Metazoa; Mollusca; Bivalvia; Pectinida; Pectinidae.
CGUGCCACCGACUUGGAUUGCGCUCGAAAUAUAAUAUUACCGGUCAAAAUGCUGGAAUUUCUUGCAGAUAAUUUCUACUCUGUGGUGAUAACCGUAGCCUUUUUGGUUAUCAUUCCGUGGGGAAAGAAUGUUUGGAUGACAGCAGAUACAAUGGUUUCACUACUGCUGGUGGUUGCAUGUACCUUUUUUCCGGAGAAGCACUUGGAUCUGCAGACGGACGGUGUGGUGGAUGGCGUACAUGUCCAUAUGUUACGCAUGUUUGGGCUGAUGGUAUUUGGAACUGCAAUGUUUGCUGCUUGCGCAUUGAUCACAAAAGACGAAACAGCGAAGACAUCCGUUCUUUGGGGAAGGGUCAUUGGAAUCUCAAUUUACAUCUUGGAUAGGAUACACAGCUACAACAAUUUGAAAAAAGGCACUUCAUGGAAUCCAGCGGCCUUGUAUUUUGGUAUCUAUGGAGACUGUCUGUGGUUGCUUGGUAACCUUAUAUAUGCCGUGAGCAGCACAGAUUACGGAGGAGGUAAAACCUCCCAUGGAUGGUUGAACAUGUUCCUGAGCAUUGAUUUUGUACAGACCUUUCUGUUUGCAUUCCUUUUCUUUACCUUCCCAGGACCAAUGUUAGGCUUCCAGUGUAAAGAGAAGCUAAGAGGCCUCCAUCUAUGCAUCGUCCGUAUGUUUGCAGCAUUCAUUUUCAAUUCCGCCAUCAUCUCGGGAAGAGCUCCUAAUUUCCCAUCUAUAACGGGAAAAAUCAACUUCCUUACAAUAAGACUUAUUGUGAACGCUCUGCUAGUGACGGCCCAGCUCUAUACCCAGCUAACCACCGACUACUGGACACAGUGGCAUAUCUACUUCGGGAUGGUCGGCAUGUCAGUCUGGUCAAUUAAUGCUGCAGUCGGCUACUCCAAGGCCAUCAAUGCUAUCAAGUCCAAAAAGGAAUGACCGGUGUUCGUACGGUUAUUAUAUUUAACGUACAUGAAAUGUGCAAUCAAAGGAUUCAGGUUUUGAUUGGACUAAAUACAAAGUUUGAUGUGGGAAUUUUUUCAUUGUGUAUAAGGAUCACUGAACCACUGCCCGACAAAUGGAACUAACGGAUAUACACUGGAAACCAUUUUUCCAACUUGGCAAUAGCUUUGAUGAAUCAUUUCUUAAAAGAGACACACAUCUUGUGGAUCUUUUAUGAAUAAUACAGUAAUAAAGAUGAAAUAAACAACAAAAAUCACCAACAGUGUUGGGAGUGUAAAAAUGGGUCCAGAGAUUUGAACUCUGGACCUCCAACUAUUGUACCGUUGUUUAAACCAAGGCCGCUUUUGUAGUGUUUCAUGUGCGUUUUUUUCUCUUGCAUAUUUUGCAAUUUGACUUUCUUUAUGGAGAUUUUUUUCAACGUAGAAGUUUUUUUAGCUUAAUAUUUGAUGUUUCCAACCAAAGUGCUGCUAUCUUCAAUUUACUUGUGGCCUUAUUUAAUUGAUAGAUACUAUUUAUAUGUUUAUCAAUCUACAAUAGAUGCUUAUUAAUUAUGCUGACAUCAGAUCAAGUUUCAUUGAUUACAGUAAAUGAUUACAGUGUUAAACCUCUUAAUUUGGACAAUAUUAUUUCAAACAAUAAUUUCAAAAUAAACAAUUUUCCAGAUUAUUGUAAAUAUUGCGACUAUUUAGGCGGGCAGUUCUGAAAACCACAGUCCAGAUUUUGAGAUGUGUGAUUUUUUUACUAACUACGAUUUACUACUGGAUACAUUUUCCCAUAACUGACGUUAUAAGCUCACUCCCUCACCUACAGUUUGAUAAAGUGUAAACGGGGAAUGUAACUGCAUACAUGCUAUACACAGGUUAAAAAAUAAACCCUGCCAUCUUGUGGAAACUUGAAGUGAUGAUUGCAAUGUGACCUAGUCUUAAUUCUUAUUAAUCGUAGAUUUUUAUUGACGGUGAAAAUGUGUGAAAUUGUCUAUCAUGGUAUGAAUGUGCUCCAUUUUUGUCCGAUUGUACAGAUUUUUGUGACAUAUAUAUAGAUGCACGAUUUUUUGUCCUCAUUGUAUAAAUUAUCAUCUAAAUUUGAUCUCAAAUUUUAUUGGCUCAAAAAUUCUCAUUAUCAUACUUUUACUCCAAAUUCAAACAUUGUGAACCUCAAGUGGCUGAAAUAUAAACUUUGGCAAUCUUAGAACUCUUCACGGCUCUUUACUUGAAUAAUCAACGCCGUAAACCUCGUGUUUCAAUUUAUAUAAAUGACACCUCCAUACAUAUUAUAAACUUUAUUUAUUUUACAACAAUUAUUUCAACUUAUAUUAAUCACUCUGGUUGGCCUGGAUAUAAGCGUACAUACAGGUGGUCUUAAUGUGGGAGGAAACCUUAAUGUGGGAGGAAACCAGAGUACCCGGAGAAAACAUGUGGUCGGGCAGGUGACCCCAUACCUUUUCAUUUCUGAUCAGGGAAUCAAACCCCAGCGGCCAAAAUACAAGUAAGAAACAACCUCAUAAGAGGAUAUGACUUUAAAAGAACAAGCCAAGUAUAACCUUCACUUUAUUGUACAAAGACGAGUCAUAAUAUUUAGAAAAAAUAAAGUAAGUAUAAUAUCAUUUUUUUUUUUUUUAAUUUCUGUCAUUGCUUCACAUUAAAAUAAUCAAGUCAGGAAAUGUGUUUGGUGUAAGGGUAGGCUUGCCUACAGAACAACUGUAAUCAUUGUGUUUGUGAAAAUAAUCAAGAUUUUUACACGGAAUAAAAAAAAAAAAAUACACUAAGAAUGAAAUUUUUGUGUUUCUUUACUUUUAAAGCUAUCAAAUUAUCAUUAAUUAUAUAAAGGGCAUCAGUAGCUGUCAAAAUGUGUACCGUAUGGUAUACACUUAUCAGCACUGUGUUAACAGUUGAAAUAAUGCUCAAGCCUUUCAGGCAUAUAACUUAACCCUUUCACCCCUAUGUAACUUUAGUAGAUUCUACCAUGCAUUGAUCUGGAUGAGUCCAUUUUAGUCUACAGUGGUGAAAGGGUUCAUUCAAUCUAUUACUGCAUGCCCAGGAAAGUUUCGACCUUGAUUCAAUUUUCACCAUCCAAAACAAGGGCGUAAUUUUUUCUACACAGCCAAUAUGUAGGAGAACACAGCAUUUAAUAAUAAUUGUUAUUGAUAACAUGUGAAGGACAAUAGUAACACUGGCUUGAUAUGAAUUUUAUAAAGGAAGAGUUGCAGUUUAUAUUUCAGUAUAGGGGUUUGUCUGUGACCAUGAAUUAUAUUUUCAUAGAAAAUUAUCUCCCUUUAUUGCAAAGCAUUAUAGUCCAGAAUUUAUUUUGGAUUCAUGAUAUGGAUAGUAAGGCAUUAAUUAUUCAGGUAUGACCAUAUAAAAAAAUAUAAAACCCAAAAAAGGUGAGUAUCACUAUGCAUACUAAGUGCAGGCAAACAUCAUGACUACCAAGGGCAGCUGGACCUGUUGUAUUUCCCUAAGAAAAAGAAAAAAUCAACAAUUUUGAUAACAAAUUUAUUUUCCUAACAUGUAAUUUUUACAUUUUGAAUACAUCUGGUUACAAAUACCGGUACACAUACAUUUAGAUAACAUGCUCAUCCUCCGGCAUUGCACUGUAUAAUGUAUAACACAUCGCAUAUCAAAUGAUAAAGUACCCUGUUUAUAUAUAUGUACCCUUUUCAGGUCUAAAUACAUAAGUGUCAUCUUGAUUUGACAAUUUGGAGAUGCAAGGAGUUUAUACAUGGCUUGAAAAUCGAUUCAAUUUCAUUUGAUAUUUACACAUCUUUCUAAAUCUCAUAUACAGAAGCUGUUAAAGAUCUAGGGAUAGAUACAAAUACAAAAUUUUACUGAUCAAAAACAUCUGUCCAUAUUUCAUCAAUUACAUUGCAUCUACAUUAAAUAAUAUACAAUUAAGAUGUAUAUAUCUAUAAAAAUAUCAAUAAUAGAACACAUCUGAGACAUGAUUUUAAAAUUAUUAAAAUAAAGAACACAUUUGAGACAUGAUCCAUAAAAACAGAAAUCACUUAUCCAAAUUAUUACUAAAAUUAAUAAAUCCUUUCACCACACUGUGGACCAUACUGGACUUAUCCAUAUCAAUGCAUGGUCGAGUCUACUGAAGUAACACAGGGAUGAAAGGGUUAAAUUGACAUAACCAAUAUAAUGGCUUUUUCAUGUGUAUUUCUAUAGAACGGGGAAAAGUAUUUUCCAUUUGUUACCAAUCCUCUCAUAUCUACUACAAACCAUACAUUUCCAUUCACUCAAUAACUCUACAACCCAGGUAAUUCUCGAUCAGUUAAAAAUCAUCAUAUAAAAUCAUUAUAUAAAAUCAUUUUGGACAUGAUUGAACAGUAAUAUGAAUCAUUUAUCCUGAUUAUAAAUAUCAAAUAUUAAAUCAAUGGUUUUUUUCUAGAGUAAUGGACCUCUUUUCUAUUUUGAGAUAGGAAAAACUGCAUAUAUAUUGUCCAUGUUUAUCGUAUCUGCUUCACAUUGCUAGGAAAACUGAAUUUUCAUUGCAGUAUAUUCACAAAUAUGUAGCGCCACAACCUCAAUCUAAAUAAGGGUUUACUCCAACAGUGUUAGAGGUUUACACAGCGAGAUACAUCUGACAGGCACCAUGUCGCAGUCGGCAAAAUCAUAUCCGAUAGAGAAAACAAGAAUUCCACGGAAGUGGAUGUGUCGCCUGCGCAGGAA